AUGUUUCCACCGGAGAAGUUAAAAAUAUUUACUGAUGUUAUUUCUAAACUACCUUACGACGUUUUGUGGAAAUGGGAUGACGAUGAUCUUCCAGGACGUCCACAGAAUGUGAGACUUUCAAAAUGGUUCCCACAGUCUGAUGUAUUACGGCAUCCAAAAAUCAAGCUAUUUAUAACACAAGGAGGCUUACAGUCCACUGAUGAAGCUAUCACUGCAGCAGUUCCUCUUGUUGGUGUACCAAUGCUUGGAGAUCAAUGGUUUAAUGUGGAACAAUACAUACAUCACCAUAUUGGUAUAGGACUCUUGUUAGAAACUUUGACAGAAAAAAAAUUAACGGAUGCUAUUCGAACUGUAAUUGAUGAUGAAAGGUAA
This is a messenger RNA of Melitaea cinxia (Glanville fritillary), 372 nucleotides long. Its product is annotated as UDP-glycosyltransferase UGT5-like. The coding region runs from base 1 to 372 and encodes 123 amino acids. Lineage: Eukaryota; Metazoa; Arthropoda; Insecta; Lepidoptera; Nymphalidae. Gene Ontology annotation, molecular function: UDP-glycosyltransferase activity. The transcript has 2 exons. The record is from RefSeq and is a predicted model, not a curated record.